UCUGAAUCUCAUUAGAGAUAGCAGAAAAAGAUAUAUGUCUCUUCAGAUUUCAGCAAUUCCAUCUUCUCCUGCAGCCCAAGAAACAAGCCAUGUGGUUGAACGCCGGUCAGCAAACUUUCACCCAAGCAUAUGGGGGGAUUACUUCCUCAAAUAUGCCUCUCGCUCCUACUCAAUGGAAUAUGGCCAUGAUCAGCAGGCGGAGCAAGAAAUCCAGAAGCUGAAGGGCGAGGUGAAGAGGAUGCUACACGUUGAUGCAGACAAGCAGUCCCUGAAACUGGACAUGAUCGAUCAAAUACAACGAUUAGGCAUCGCAUACCACUUCGCGAGCGAGAUUGAUCACGUGUUGAAACGACUUAAUGAGACAUGUUUUCUUCGCAACGAUGGAGAUCAGGAUAUCGACGACCUCUUCACGGCCGCUCUCCUCUUCCGAUUGUUGCGACAACAAGGCUACCAAAUUUCGGUGAACAUCUUUAACAAGUUCAAGGACACCAGUGGAGAGUUCAGUGAGAAACAUGCAAGUGACGUACGGGGAUUACUAAGUUUGUAUGAAGCUAGCCAUCUGAGUGUGCAUGGAGAAGAUGUUCUUGAUCAAGCGCUUUCUUUCAGUUUAACCCAUCUUGAAUCCAUUAAGGAGCAACUAAGCCCUCCUCUCGCAACACAAGUCCAUCAUGCCUUAGAGCAAACAAUUCGUCGAGGGGUGCCGAGGCUCGAGGCCAGACGAUACAUCUCCAUGUACGAAGCAGAACCUUCACAUAACGAAGUCCUGCUAUCACUAGCCAAGUUAGAUUUCAACCAUUUGCAAAGGCAACACCAGAAGGAGUUAGUUGAUCUUGCAAGGUGGUGGAUGGGUUUAGACUUCAAGAGGAAGUUACCAUUUGCAAGAGACAGGCUCGUGGAAGGAUACUUUUGGAUUUUAGGAGUUCAUUUUGAGCCCGAAUUAGUGCUUGUUAGAAGAAUGAUGACCAAAAUGAUCGCAGUGACUUCAGUUCCUGAUGACAUAUAUGAUAUCUACGGCACCUAUGAAGAGCUAGAGCUCUUUACUCAAGCAAUUCAAAGGUGGGACAUUGAUUGCAUAAAUGAACUUCCAGAGUACAUGCAAGUGUUUUACAAAGCACUGAUCGAUAUCUACGUCGAAAUUAGAGGUGUUAAAAUGGGAGCUUCUUCGAGCUACGCCAAAGCAUCGAGCUUAGGCACGAGACCAUCCUCUUUGGUGAACACGAUCAUCGCCAGUGCCGGUGCUCUCAGUUGCGGAAAAGGCUCUAUCUAG
Syzygium oleosum is the source of this 1267-nucleotide messenger RNA. Its product is annotated as (-)-germacrene D synthase-like. The record is from RefSeq and is a predicted model, not a curated record. The transcript has 6 exons. Gene Ontology annotation, molecular function: terpene synthase activity; magnesium ion binding. Gene Ontology annotation, biological process: diterpenoid biosynthetic process. Lineage: Eukaryota; Viridiplantae; Streptophyta; Magnoliopsida; Myrtales; Myrtaceae. The coding region runs from base 35 to 1267 and encodes 410 amino acids.